Lonchura striata (white-rumped munia) is the source of this 1344-nucleotide messenger RNA. NCBI's taxonomy places the organism in Eukaryota, Metazoa, Chordata, Aves, Passeriformes, Estrildidae. The record is from RefSeq and is a predicted model, not a curated record.
AUGCCGGACGAGAGGCGAGGAGUCCGCGCCUUCCUCCUCUCCCGUUCCCACGUCGCCGUCCCCCCGUCAGGCAGGGGGACACUCUGCUUGCUUCUCCUGCUCUCACCCUCUCUGCCUCCCUCGACGUCCCCCCGAGCCCGGCUCGCCCGCGGCGUUCGGCGCUCCCGGCGGCGGAUGCUGCGCCUGGGGACGGCACAGCACCUUCACCCCGCAGCUGCUGCAGCGGGGACCGCAGGGGUGUUUCCUCAUGCCUGCUUCAUUCUGUCUCUUGUCAUCUAUGCUUUUCUUGGGGCUCUCUUGUUUUCCCUCAUGGAAGGUACCCGGGAGGUCAGAGUAAGUGAAGAAUACAAGACAUUUCUGCAGAACCUGAUGAACCUCACCAGGGAGUUAUCAGAUAAUGUGACGGAAAAUGAGAAGUUUAACGCCGAAAUCCGUGAGCUUUUCAGCACAGCUGACCCAGUCUGGUUUAUCAAUCCAAAAGAAAGAUGGAAUUUCUUUGGGUCUCUCUUUUUUUGCUGCACAGUGUUCACAACUGUGGGUUAUGGUAAUACCUAUCCUGUGACACGGAGUGGGAAGUAUCUCUGUAUGUUGUAUGCUUUAUUUGGGAUCCCUCUGAUGUUCUUGGUCCUGACAGACAUGGGAGACAUCCUUGCAACUGUCUUAUCCAAAUCCUACAACAAGUUCAGGAAAUUGCAGUCAAAAAUUCUUGCCUCUAAACUCUGUUCUGGAUCCACAUGUAGCAAAAGGAAUGAACUGAAAUCCAGGGCACAGUCUAAAAUAGUCAUCAACGAGCCCCUGACAAUUAUGGAACUGCUGAGAAGUCAGUCAGGUAUGAAACCAGUCAAAUAUUGCAACGUGGAACUUUUUGAAAUGCUAAUUGCCAGGGAGAAUGAGAACACACAACCAGCAAGAAAUAAAAGCAUGGAGAGAUGGAGUUCAUGUCCUGAACUAGCCAGGGAAAAGACGGUGUCCAGAGUUAUCAAGAAUUUUGACAAAAUAGGAAAGGAGUUAGAAAAAUUAGAUGUGCCCAUUGUAUUGAUGGUGUUUGUUAUCUUUGUGUACAUCUCCUGUGCAGCUGCUAUUCUUCCAAACUGGGAAAAAAGUAUGGAUUUUCAGGAAGCCUUUUAUUUCUGCUUUAUCACUUUGACCACUAUUGGAUUCGGAGAUACAAAGCUAGAACAUCCCAGGUUUUUCUUGUUUUUGUCCCUCUACAUUAUAAUUGGCAUGGAAAUCGUCUUCAUUGCUUUUAAGCUGGGCCAAGACCGUUUAAUUGUCCUGUAUAAAAAGGUGAUUUCAUUUUGUGCAGAGAAAAAUAUGCCAUCAAAGAAGAUAUAUCCAAAAUAA